Messenger RNA from Symbiodinium sp. CCMP2592, 3396 nucleotides. The record is from the annotation of a GenBank genome assembly. Lineage: Eukaryota; Dinophyceae; Suessiales; Symbiodiniaceae.
AUGUUCCUGGCUGUGCAGAAAAGGCUGCAUGGCAUGGAUGCCCCGUGGGUCUUCAGAGUGCCAACCGCCGAUGAUCGAGUACCACUGGUCGAACAGGAUGUGACGCAGCAGCUCGUGCUCAUGCCAUGGCGUUUAAGUUUUCGGCCAGAACAUUCUCAGAAGGGCAAGAGCAAAAUGCUGAAUGUCAUCCGGUGCGCCGCUGACUUUCUAGAAAAACCCUAUGAUAGCUUGACAAAUCCGAUUCAACUCUGGCUUCCUCCAGGGCUGCCUGCUGCCGGAGAACCUCUGCCGGAUUUCGCCCUCGGCCAUUCGAUCGGCUUCACAAAGAGCUUAGCGAUCAAGGCGAUCCUCUUUGCAGUCCACAAGAUGAAGGACCUAUCAGACGAGGAUGUGAAGCACAUUCUGCCACAGCUGCAGGCCUUGUACAACUUUCGCUGCACAUGCCACACGACAGGCAGCAUCAAGUUUGACAGGUUCCGGUCCCUGCAGGACAAGUUCGCAGAAGCAGCUCGACCAAGGCCAGAUCCCACUCAGGUUUCGACAUUGCUCAUGGCACAAGCGAAAGAGGAAGGUCUUGCAUGGACUGAAUGUGCAAGUCUCAUGAUCGACGAGUUCAAUGGUGGCUCGAGCAACGAGGCCAAGAAGCUUUCAGAGCUGGAGACCAGCAUAGUCGUCAUCUAUCCCACCCUCGACUUGGACACCCAGCAGCUCAUCGACUACCACUGGCAGCUGUAUGCACCCAAACAGUCUGCCAUUCCUUACAAGGCCUUGGCGACCAGUGCGUUUUUCCAAGGCAUGGCUCCGAAGAGCAGCAUGAAGUCUGACCUUUGGGUGCAAAUCCUCAAGGCAGACAAUCGCAAGUGGUACUGGUUCGUGAGGCGGAAGGUGCAGUACUUUCUCUUCAAGCUGCAAGAUGCCAAGCGGUUGAAGAAGAAGGUCAACUUGGCCACAGGAGCAGCAUAUUAUCGAGACCCAAAAGAAGCAGACGCGGCUUGGGGUAUGUCGGCUCUCUUCGCACACUUCCACUCAGAGUUUCAGAGGGUGCUGACCUCUAUGCAGCUGCAGCAGCUCGAAACCAAGUUUGCACGAGGCUACCUGGACGUCGAGCUCUUCGAAAAGUUCCGUGUCAUGAACCCACAGUUGAAGGUGGAGAACUUCAGAUUUCUGGCAGAUGUCGGCGCGAAGGUCGCUUGCGGAGUCCCGGAGUCCCAGAUCUCAGAGUCCGACGCUGACCUCGAUGUGCAGAAGGCAGAGCUUGCAAGAGCGAUUGCCAAAGUCACCAAGGAGGUGGCCGGGUGGUCCAGCUACCAGGAGAAGAAAUCCGACUUCAUUCGGAGUGCGAAAGGUCUCGCAGCAGAAGCCCAGGACGAGCAAAAGGCUUUGCAGAAGCAGGCCGUGGAGACGUGGCAGGAAAACCGGUAUCCGAUUCGGGACUUGCGCGAGGCCUCCCACGCCAUCACAUUUGCUGAAACCUGUGUUCGCAAGUUCCAGGAUGAGCAGAGCAUUCCUGAUUGCAACAUGUUCAAGGUCUUCUGGAUGAACCCAAGUGUGCUUGGCUACGACUCCUACAGCGGUAUGCAAGCUGCUAUCGCAACCUACGCUCCGCUUGUCGCGGCAGAUCCGGCCAAGACUGUGAUGAUCAUCGCGGAAUACAUCGAGGCCAAUGUCGGGGAGGCCACACAGAAGAUCUCCGAGUGUGUGUCCCAGCCGGAGAACCGACUUCUCGUUCGCGAGGUCCUGAUGUGCUUCGACCAGAGCAGCAUCCCGGCGCAAUCCAAAAGGCCGGGCUUCCACAAGUUCUUUGCUGCCCUCUCUGACCAGUGCGACAAGGAGGGCCGCUUGAUCUCGGAGUUUUCAAGGUCGGCGCUUUGGAAACGGCAGAUGCUUCCAGUGACUGUGAAGAACUCCGUGAUGCCAAUUCCCAUGUUGGCCCAGAAAGACAUGGUUGACCCGCGCCGAGGUUUCAGCCAAGUUGGUGUUGUUGCAGACGGUGCCAGCAAGUCGUCUCGACGCAAGCAGUGGAUUGCAGGAUUCAACAUUCCGGCAGCGUUCCACGAUGCUCUGUGGCAGGGUCUCACACUUCAACAGCCAUCAGGUGUUUCUUGGGUGGAUGUGUUCGCCUACGACCACUCUGUGGCCGAAGCAUUGAUGAGACGUGCUGCAAGUCCAGCUGUUCCCGCCCCACAAGCAAUCUAUGUUGGUGUCGUCUGGGCUGACUCGAACAGUCGAGACGACAAACACACAGAGAAGGGGGCUGCGAUUGACUCGAGAAAAGAGAACGCAAAGAUCUCACGCUGGCUACAGUCGUCCAUCCGCCGAAAGUUGCAGCACAUCGCACAGGAGAAGGCCAUCUCAAUUCCGGACUGGAAGCCACUCGUGUCUUUCAAGGACAUGCGGGAAGUACCCGCCGUUCAGGAGAAGGAUUUCGUGGCCACCUUCCCGGGAGCAGCGGACACCAUCCCUUUCAAGGCCACCUACCUGGAGCAGAUGGACAAGAAGCUUAGCAACCCUGAUCUCCGAGACCAGUGGGACCGCUUCGUCAAGGAUCACAACGAAUGCUACAACAAGAGCGGAAAGCCGCACCAGGGUGAGAAGCGUUCCGCUGACGAGGCGGCCGGGCCACCGAAAAAGAAGGCGAAACUCCUGAGUUCAGAGGCCCAGAACCCAGAGUCCUUGACCGUGGAGCAGAUGAAGGAGAAGGAAGGGCCGGUGGUGGAGAUUGACCAGAAGACCUACAAGGUUUUCUUCACGUCCAAGGGUUCCAUUUGGAUCCAGACCACGUGCGAGGUGGAGCUGGACGACACCAGUCCUCUGGCCCUGACUUUUGGCAAGUUCAAGAUCAAUGAGGAAGCGGAGGCGGCUCUCAAGGAGGACAAGCUGGAGAUGAUGGACAUUGGUUUCGGCAGCGACGAGGACAUGUGUGGAGCUCGCAAGCUUUCAGACAACAAGCCGGAAAUCUCGCCGUUGAUGACACUUCGCUCACAUUUGCAGUUGAUGGAAGACAAGAAAAUGGAUGUCACCAGCAUCGAGUUUGCCUGUCACAAAUUGAAGCCGAAGGUUGCGAAGGACUCAGCUGGCGAUGCUCAGGAUCGUGUUUUCGAGGUGAAGAAGUGCGAUCCUUGUGUCUUCGUCCCUCAGCCGACCCCGCGCAAGAUGACGAACAAGAAAGCCCAGCCUGAUUGGGACGACGUGGGCAGCAUUGCCCUCACCUCACCCGACACCAAGGCAGCCUGGAACCUGAAGGAUGGCAGCCAUGCCGAGGGCUUGGUUUUUUUUAAGCAGCGCUGGGUUUUGAUGGACAACGACCAAGGCCUCAGUUUCAACCCAGAGAAACCUGGGAUUUAUUUCACAGGGCCUGUCAAGAUUGAGUCCAAGAAGCUGGUCCGUGUAGCUUGA